Ruditapes philippinarum (Manila clam) is the source of this 673-nucleotide messenger RNA. Its product is annotated as perlucin-like protein. The transcript is spliced from 5 exons. Lineage: Eukaryota; Metazoa; Mollusca; Bivalvia; Venerida; Veneridae. The record is from RefSeq and is a predicted model, not a curated record. Bases 59 to 583 code for a protein of 174 amino acids.
AACAGCUAUAAUUCAGAACACAGUUCAGUACAUGCUAUCUGUAUAAAUACACUGUUAGAUGAACAUGAAACGUUAUUAUAACUUCAACAUGUUGAAACUACAGAACUUGAUUGUCUUUGUCGCAGCUCUUCUGGCUACGGCGUAUAGUGCAUGUGAAAGUGGCUGGCGAAGUCAUGGUGGUAAUUGUUACAGAUUUACGACAGAAAAGCAAACAUGGCCUGAAUCAAGGCAAAUGUGUUUGUGGCAUAAAAGUGAUCUUGUUGUCAUAGAAACAGCCGAGGAACAAACAUGGUUUCGUAAAGAAGCAUUAACAUUUAAUCACACAGACGGUGACACGGGUUUCUGGAUAGGUGGUGCCAACUUCAACAAUGAUGGAAAUUGGAUAUGGGAACCAACAAAUAAGCCAUUGACAUACGCACCAUGGGGUUCUCCACCUCAACAACCAAACAACAGAGAAAACAGAGAGCUCUGUUUAGCUUCAAUGAAAUAUUUUGAUUAUAGUUGGAGUGACGAGUAUUGUAAUUGGGAUGUGCUGCAAUACGUAUGUGAGAAAAAGGACACUGGUACGACAAUAGUUGGUUAGAAAUAUCAUGAUAUAUCUUUAAAAAAUGCUUUUAUAUUGUAUGUAUAUAGUUAAAUUUGAAUAAAUACUAGCUACAAUAUUUUUUCUUAA